Messenger RNA from Xyrauchen texanus (razorback sucker), 1071 nucleotides. RefSeq names its product heat shock protein 30-like. The record is from RefSeq and is a predicted model, not a curated record. The transcript has a single exon. Lineage: Eukaryota; Metazoa; Chordata; Actinopteri; Cypriniformes; Catostomidae. The coding region runs from base 75 to 662 and encodes 195 amino acids. Gene Ontology annotation, biological process: protein refolding; response to heat. Gene Ontology annotation, molecular function: protein folding chaperone.
AACAGACUUACAACACCUCAAGAGAGACAGAGCGAUUGAGCAGCAAAACAACAACACAAAAGCCUGCUGUGAAAAUGUUGAGCCUGCAUGGAUUCCAGCCUUCCUUCAGACCAUUCAUGCCAAUUGACUGUCCAGUGCACAGUCUGUGGCCACAGAUCUCACCUCUUUACAGACACACAGACAUACUGCAGGAGGUGAGGAGCAGCCUGGAGCAGCUGGAGAAACUUCAGCACAAGAUCUUUGAGGAGAUCCAGCAGACUCCACACUCGUCGGAGAUCUACCCAGUCACCAGCACGAUGGAGAAAGAGGGAGAAAGUGGCUUUGCGUUGACACUGGACACUAAAGACUUUUCUCCAGAAGAACUGUCAGUCAAACAGGUGGGCAGGAAGCUGCAGGUCAGUGGAAAGACAGAAAAGAAGCAGGAGGAUGGGAAAGGCUCCUUCUCUCACACAGUGCAAGAGUUCAGACGGGUGUUUGAUCUGCCUGAAGGAGUGAACCCUGAGACUGUCACCUGCUCCAUGACUGAUGGAAAGCUCUACAUACGGGCACCAGUGAAUCAGAUAUCUGAAGCACCUGAGAGGAUGGUCCCCAUUGACUGUGCUGAAGCUGUGAAGACAGAAAACAACAGCACUGAAAUACACAAGACUGAUCAGCAAUCCUGAAAGCACUGAACAGAAGCCGUGAUGAUCUCUAAUGGACUGUGUGCUGCUAUUAUAUUCAAUAUAUGUGAUUAUCUUUAGUUUUAUAUCAAUCUUCUUUCAUUGUUGUUUUGUUGUCCUUUAGAAAUGCUUAAAAAGUUUAAUGCUUAAAAUAAAAAAUGUCAUUUUUUAUACAAAUGUUUGGAAAUAUCCACAUGGCAGUUUGAGCAGUCAGAAAUACACAAUCAGACUCUUUGUCAAGUUGACCAAGCCUAAAUUUCUUUGAGUUUUUCAUAGAUGCUUUUAUAAAUGCUUUAUUAACAUUAAAAAUAAAAAGGUUUAGUCAAUAAUGAUGAAUGCUGUUGUACAUAUGCAUGAAACUUUAUAGUUUUGGUACAGUUCAUAAUGAUUUGAGAAAACAAACAAAUAAGUA